Pipistrellus nathusii (Nathusius's pipistrelle) is the source of this 417-nucleotide messenger RNA. The record is from the annotation of a GenBank genome assembly. Lineage: Eukaryota; Metazoa; Chordata; Mammalia; Chiroptera; Vespertilionidae.
AUGCGUCAAUCUCUCAGUUCUCGCGAGGUUUCGCCUUCCCGGAAGUACAGGAGGACCUUCCCCGUUACCGGCGUCGCUAUGUGCGGGGACUGUGUGGAGAAGGAAUAUCCCAAUCGGGGUAACAUUUGCCUGGAGAAUGGAUCUUUCUUGCUGAACUUUACUGGCUGUGCAGUGUGCGGUAAGCGGGAUUUUAUGCUGAUCACAAACAAAUCUUUGAAAGAAGAAGAUGGAGAAGAAAUAGUUACCUAUGAUCAUCUGUGUCAGAAUUGUCAUCACGUAGUAGCCAGGCAUGAAUAUACAUUCAGUAUCAUGGAUGAAUUUCAGGAGUACACCAUGCUGUGCUUGUUAUGUGGCAAAGCUGAAGACACCAUCAGCAUCCUCCCUGAUGACCCCCGACAGAUGACUCUGUUAUUCUAA